Messenger RNA from Eremothecium gossypii ATCC 10895, 2481 nucleotides. It is a transcript of the gene PET111, whose product is annotated as Pet111p. The record is from RefSeq and is marked provisional. Bases 1 to 2481 code for a protein of 826 amino acids. The transcript has a single exon. NCBI's taxonomy places the organism in Eukaryota, Fungi, Ascomycota, Saccharomycetes, Saccharomycetales, Saccharomycetaceae.
AUGCUGAAUAGAUCUCGAAGUAGCAUGUUAGGAUGCGUACGACUGUGGCCACGAAGCGUGGUAUUGGUGAUGAAUAUGCGUCAGCUGCAGCAGAGUGUUGUGUGCACGGUAUACAACGGUGUACGAAGGACCAGCAGGCAACUUCCGCGAUGGAUAAAUGAUAAAGAACCACAGAAGGCGAAGAACGGCCAGUUGAAGGCCACAUCUAACGGAAAUCGUUUAGGCUGGUCCAAACAGAGACAGGUAUCGUUCAUUACCGAGGAGGAGUUUAAGGCGGCAUGGAGCGUGCGGUUCAUGUAUGGUGAACUCGAGACCGUGAACGAGGUUAUAGAUAUACUGGAGAAGAAGAGUCAGGCUUUUCAGCCCGCGCACCUACUCACAUUGCUGGAAACACUCUACAAGUUGCAUGAUUUGCAUGAUAUCGCGCGGAUUUACCAGGUGUAUGGCCCCUUGCUCAAGAAUAUGGACUCCUACCCGGGAUAUUGUGAGCUGCUACAUCUACUAGUUAAGACACAGUUCCAGCUGCAGGACUACCCAAUUACAGAGCUGUUAUUCAGGUUAUAUGCCUCAUGCCAGAAGCCAGAUGGGAAGCUGUUUAUGUAUGGCCUCCGUUCCAUGCUGGAGAACAAUAAUGCCGUUAGUGCAAAGGAAUUCUACUGUCGUUUUGUGAAGACCUGCAAGGAGCUACACUCCAGUGAUCAUAUACUACAGCUUAUGACCAGCUAUGCGAUCAAGAAGGGUGACAUGCAAGGACUGAGCGAUAUUUUUCAACUGUGGUUAUACAACAGCCAUAUUACACCGUCAUAUGUCACUCUUGCGAGAGCCCAGUUAGAUUUUGAACGGUUUGACACGAUGGAGGGCAAGUAUUACUGGUACCAAAUCCUACAUCAUCCUCAAGUUGUUAAAUCAGGAUAUCACCAGAGCGACUACUACCUCAUCGCGAGGUUCAUGAAGAGGAUAGACAGAUUAAAACUUCCUCCAGCCAGUGUACAAAAAGAGAUGCAGGAGAAUAACGCAUACGCAAAUAUAAGCUGUGACGCAAAGUCAUUACUUUACAAGCAUCUUCUCCAUACAUACAUGAAGGCCAACGACUUUGCAUCGCUUAAAGAUAUGUUACGGAUUAUUCAACAAGACAGUGAAGUUAGUAUUUCUAUGGAUUUUCAUCUUGUCAUAUGCAAGUACUUCUCCAAGAAUGGACUUCUAGGCGAUCUUACUUCAUAUCUGAAAGACGUCAUUGUUAAAAUUCCGCAUACUGAAAAGCCUGUAUUCGACAGCAGGCUCUUAUCGAUUAUAUGGCGAUCUGCAAUGACAGCAUACCCAAUGCUCCUUAGGGAAUAUGAAAAUGAAUUUCAGGUUCUUUUAAAUCAUGAGGAGUACUUCUACUGCUUUCCAUGGCUACAGAACUGUGUCAAAAAUCUGCUUUCUCUGGACGUCUUGGAGGCUCGAGGCGACGGUAUUUUCUCGGUAAGGACAGCCACAAGUAGCGAAACGAAGAAGUUAUACCGCGCUGCCAAGCAUCUUAAACGGCAUGAUGCAGGCAAAGUCUGCUUCAUGAUAAGGAAGCAUAUGGAUGCCUCGAUGCGCCCAGCAUUUGAUUUAUACUACAGUCUAAUGAAGUACUGUGUCAACCACCGUCAGUUCAACACGAUGAACUUUUUAGAGGCUAAUCUUCGUCCAACCUACCGAUACAUUCCUUUAAAGGUCGAUAUACUUACACUGCGAGCCAAGAUAUACCAGCUACUGGACAAUCAGAACUUAAACCCUGGGGAGGCGAAGGGCAACUCACAAGUGGGUACCAUGAUCAAGUCUUUUAUCACUACAAAUGAGCAGCGCUUAAAUUUCCAGAAUCGUUUACAGCUGGGUACGCUUGCAAGCAAAUUUGGCCUUUUUGAGCUAGCGGAGGAACAGUUCGCUCACGCCAAGCGCCUCAUGCGGCCUACAGAGCGCCGCGAGCUUUACAUGUAUUACAAAUCUCUCAGCGCGUUCUAUUCCUUAGCCAAAAUGCCGACCUGCUUAAUAGAUACUCUGCGUGCCUUUAAUAACGAGCCGCACUCGUCCCUCGUAACACACUACUGGCUGCGCUCUAUCCGAACACAUAUCCACUGGCUCCGCCGCAAUAAUGCAGAAGAAGAGGUCAUAGAUGAGCUGACCAAGCAGCGCAGCAAGAUGGUACUCCACUAUGCGAACUCAAAGAUGGAAGGCCUGCAUAGCAUUUCGGCUCUCACCACACUUCUGCGUUCUUGGCUUAACCAUCUCUGUGAAGCCGAUCGUGCGGCAAUGCACUUGCGCAGAGAAGCACUGAAAAAAUCAAUAGACAUAGCCUUCACCGCGCGUACGCAUGCCGCUUCCUCAUCUGCGGCGGUCAGCUGCGCCCUAGCAUCAGGCCUGCCCUCUACGCAGCCUCUAUCACAACCUAAUUUCUACACAUAUCCUUACAAGGAGUGUGAGCAAAGUAUAGGAAUGCACGCAGAGCUACCGUGA